UCCAUUUUCUCUAUCAACAAUAUUCCUUCAUUGUUCCACCGUUGAGUCCACUAAAGGUUCAGCUCCUUUGCCAUCCCUUUAUGUAAGAGCUGCGGCAGAUCAGGAAUCCCGUUUUGUUCGUGAGGAACCUUGUUAGAAGACAACUCGGUCCCAAGCCAGUCUUUGGGCAGCACAUUACUGCGCAAUUGUAAAAUGGAUUCAUAUAAAUAUCGAUAUCACCCCUGCGGUUUCCAUGUUCAUGCGUACGAAUCCGAACUCAUCCUGUUUCUAGGUACAAUCGCACCGCAAAAUGGUCCGAAUACAAGGCAUCGAGGGUAUGCAGUACCCUCGAGAUGGCAGCAAGUCCGAGCAGCUCGAUUACGCCUUAUUUAACCGGCAAUAUGCCACCUCGACCUAUCGGGAAGACCACGAUAUGUAUCCAGACCUUAUCAUCCAGCCAAAGGGAGAUGAGGACGUCGUCAAGGCCGUCAAUUGGGCCAGAUCCAACAAAAUUGCCAUUUCCGUGAAGAGCGGUGGCCAUCAGUACAGCGGUGCCUCGUCGACGAGCGGCAGAAAUAUCCAGCUCGAUCUGUCAAAUACAUACAAACAUCUGAUGCGCAUCGACCCUGUCGACCCAGUUGACCAGGAUAAAACUCUCAUAUAUGUUGGCGUUAGCAUCCAUCUCAAGGAUUUUAGCGCCUAUCUCAUACACAACAGCCUCUUCAUUCCCCAUGGACAAUGCGCUUACGUCUGUAUCGGUGGUCACGUCCAGACGGGAGGAUAUGGCCAAGUUGGGCGAAGCUUUGGACUUCUGGGCGAUCAUGUUAGGACUAUUCGCAUGGUCUGUCAUGAUGGUAUCAUUCGAGAUAUCACGAAGCGAAAUGACACUGAGCUGUUCAACGCCAUUCUAGGAGGAAGCCCUGGCAACUUCGGCAUCAUAACUCAUUACAUCAUCGAAGUAUAUAAGGCUGCUCACUAUGUUGGGACCGUGGAGGGUCCACGCGGUAUCAAGGGACCGUACGGUCUCAAAGGGAUUUGGAUGUACUCUCCGAAGAUACUCAAAAAGCUCUUGACGGCCGUCGCGGAGAUGGCUGACGACCCAGAGUUUCCACGCGGUUUCGACCUGAACAUCAAUGUGCUGAGCACCGAUUUCCCCAACGCAUAUCUCUUCCCAGAGGGGAAAGAUGCGGGCGCGGUGCAACGUGUGCAGAACAAUAUCAAAUACUUCCUGGCCAAUCAGUUCCUCAAGAGACUCAAUUACAGCUUUCCGGCUGCCGUUGUGCUCUACGCACAGUGGUGCCCAACCGAGAAGGGCGAUGAGUAUGACGAGAAUGUAGACAAGUGGUUUCAGAGAUUCCGCGACCUCAGCGGCUUCUUCGCGAACGGUGCACUCCAGAUCAACGUCUUCGACAUGGACAUGUCUCAAAUGAUGGGCCAGUGGAUGUUCCACAAGGAGCGCGAGUUCGAGCUCCCCUACGUUAAACGGACGUACCUGACCAACUCGAGGACCCUAGUCCGCGAUAACUGGGCCGAUAACUUGGUUAAGCGCAUCGACAAAAUCUAUAAUCCCGCGCAACACCUGAAGAAUGACUCCGGCGACAAUGACUACGAGCGCUACCUUAGCUGCAAGCUCUCAGUGCAGAUCCAGUGCUUCGGCGGCAAUCGAUCACGCUUCUACACUAACAGGGGUAGUGGGACUUCAUACAGCUGGCGUGACACGACCGUCAUGCAGCUGAUGGACUGUUUCCACCAGCCGGACGCGGACUCCAAGGCGUAUGCCGAGCGGUGGCAGGCCGAGAACGACUCCAUCAUGGUCGGGCCUCAGAGCUGCUUCAGCAAGCAGGACAGACGCGGGCACGGGGGUUCGUACGGGGAUUGGAACAUGGCGAACGAAAAGGUCUGGAGGUGCUAUUACGAGGACAAGGAGAAGUACGAACGGCUGGGUAGGAUAAGAGCCAAAGCCGAUCCGAACGGCACUUUCACUCCUAACCCUUUCGCCGUUCCAGUGAUUUUUACACCAAACUGAAUUUUUGGAUGGAGUGAUGCCUUCUGUAACAGUAUAUAGAGUGUUUUGAAGGUCAAUAUGCAGGUUUUGAUACCCAUUCUGUACUUAGGCCUAAACUAGAUCAGCGCUGUCAGCUCUCAG
Messenger RNA from Pseudomassariella vexata, 2125 nucleotides. Its product is annotated as FAD binding domain-containing protein. NCBI's taxonomy places the organism in Eukaryota, Fungi, Ascomycota, Sordariomycetes, Amphisphaeriales, Pseudomassariaceae. The coding region runs from base 290 to 2005 and encodes 571 amino acids. The transcript has 2 exons. Gene Ontology annotation, molecular function: FAD binding; oxidoreductase activity. The record is from RefSeq and is a predicted model, not a curated record.